GACGGCACAUCACGCUCGUCACCUGUCCAACGGCCAAGCGCCAGCAAGAGUACGCUUUUUCGGUUGUUCAUUUACACUAUCUGCCAGUGGCCCUAGCGUACGGCAGAGAAAUGCCUGGCAAUCUUGAAUGAGUGGGAUGACACGGCAUUUUUUGCCCGUCAGAGACAGUCACCGCGUGUCGAUUUCAGGUUCUCAGGUUACUCGCCUCGGCUGUAUUAUGGGCAUGUGUGCUUGCAGCCACCCAGAGACACCAUAAUCUCUUUUUUUUCUCUAUGCCCUGCCAUUUGCUGCCAUGAGCUCCCCUGCUUCAUGGUUCCCAUAAUACCAGCCCAUUUCCCCCCAUCACCUCUUGAUCUGGGAGACCCACCUGCGAAUACCUACACUACAUCAUCAACCUGUAAUAUUCUGGUCAACACACGUUGCAUCCUCCCCAGUUCGCGGCACCGCCACGAGCACGCGAGACCCGACACGCAGGAUGAUGGCCAAGCUGAGCCCACCGGCUGUUGCGCCGGAGGACCAGAACCUGAAGCUCGAGACAACCAAUGCGCAAGCAGGACAGCCAUCUUCGCUGAUUCGAGACGACAAAGGGCACGUGGCGUACCCAGGCUAUGUUCCUCAACAGCCCCAAUCGCCCACCAGCCCAGAACCCCCUUCGCCCGAGACAGAACCGCCGCCACCAGGGGGCAUCCGAAAGGCAGCUUCAGCCCCUCUGGGGUCAGACAUUGAUGAUCCAGAAUCCUCCCCUAGGCCCAAGCCAAGCCAGAGCGACUCCUCCGACGAUGACGACCUCGGUGCCGACGUCGAGCGAACUGAUCAAGCUUCUACCGCCGCCAGGCCACAGCCACCUCGAUCCGAAAAGUCAGACCCGUUUCGCCGCUUCAAGGUCGGGAACGAGAACUACAGGACCAAGGGUAGGGUAUCCAAGCGCGACGGGCGUCUGGCCAUCUCCAUUAAAGACACAAGCGACAAGGGCUAUCUCGUGAAGGCCCUCGGCGCCACCCUUGGCAAGGUAGUCCCCCUGAAGGAAGGCGAAGAAUCCGAGCAAGACCAAGAACGGCCCACUGCCGAGCGAAGAUCCUCCGAGACGAUACUCACUCCCGAGAGCUUCCAAUGUCCCAAACUCAAUAUUGUCAUCAUGGUCAUCGGGAGCCGCGGGGACGCCCAGCCAUUCCUAAAGAUUGGCAAGGUCCUGAAAGAACAAUACGGUCACAGGGUCAGAAUCGCCACACACCCUGCCUUUCGUGAUUUCGUCGAGAAGGACACGGGGCUGGAGUUCUUCUCCGUUGGAGGUGACCCGGCCGAGUUGAUGGCUUUCAUGGUCAAGAACCCCGGCAUGAUACCUACUCUCGAGACAGUGAGGGCCGGUGAUAUUUCUCGGAGGCGACAAGCAAUGGCCGAAAUGUUUGAGGGUUUUUGGAGAGCCUGUAUCAACGCUACAGACGAAGAGAAGAACGUGAAAAACGCCCGCAUGAUGGAGCACACGAACCCCUUUAUUGCCGACCUGAUCAUCGCCAACCCACCGAGCUUCGCACACGUGCACUGCGCAGAAGCACUGGGGAUACCCUUGAUCAUGGCAUUCACCUUCCCAUACACGCCGACAAAGUCAUUUCCACAUCCUCUGGCCACCAUCAAGAAGAGCAACGUCGACCCUGGCUACUCAAAUUUCAUGUCUUACCCACUCGUGGAGAUGAUGGUCUGGCAGGGACUGGGCGACCUCGUCAACGACUUCCGUGUCAAGACCUUGUGUUUGGACCCCGUGUCGACACUCUGGGCACCGGGUGCUCUAUACCGCAUGAACGUUCCUAUUUCCUACCUGUGGAGUCCCUCGCUCGUCCCGAAACCCUCGGACUGGGCAGACAAUAUCGACAUCUCAGGCUUCGUCUUCCUAGACUUGGCUUCUUCCUUCACCCCUCCAGACCCUCUCGACCAAUUCCUCAAAUCUGGCGACCAGCCUGUCUACAUCGGUUUCGGGUCGAUUGUUGUCGACGAUGCCGACAAGUUCACCGAGAUGGUCUUCGAAGCAGUACGGCUCGCAGGUGUGAGGGCACUCGUCUCUAAGGGGUGGGGUGGCCUGGGCGGCGAAAACGUGCCAGAAAACAUAUUCAUGCUUGAGAAUACGCCCCACGACUGGCUCUUCCCCAAGGUCAAGGCUUGUGUCAUCCAUGGUGGCGCAGGCACAACUGCCAUGGCCCUGAAAUGUGGCAAGCCGACUAUGGUCGUGCCAUUCUUUGGAGAUCAGCAUUUCUGGGGUCCCAUGAUAGGCAGGGCCAAGGCGGGGCCCGAGCCCGUCCCCUACAAGCACUUGUCGGCUGAGAAGCUGGCCGAAGGCAUCAAGUACUGUCUCACUGAGGAGGCGCAAGAGAAGGCCCAGGAGAUGGCACGCGACAUUGCCCGAGAGGGCGACGGUGCAGAGAACGCGUGCUCAUUCUUCCACAAGCACCUGCAGCUCUCCGGAAAACACAGCAUGAGAUGCUCGAUCCUGGAGGACAAGGUCGCUGUGUGGUGGAUGAGGAACACCAGCCUCAGGCUCAGUGCCUUGGCCGCUGAGAUACUCGUGGACAAGGGGUACAUCACCUGGCGCAAGCUGAGGCUCUUGAGACAUUGCGAGUACAACGACUUUGAGGGCCCCGGUGAGCCCGUCACUGGCAUGAUCGGGUCCAUUGCUGGGACUUUCGGAAAUGCGGUCGGUGGCGUGGCAAGCGUGCCCGGUAGACUUGCGAAGACUUCCAACAAGCGACGACAGCGCAAGGAGAGACGUCGCAGAAAGGCUGAAGAGAAGGACAAAGCAGACCAGGAGACGCGAGAGAACGGGGCUCCUAUGACAGUUAACCACGCAGACGCUAAGGAAGGUGUGAAUGAGUCCACUUCCGAGAGCAAGACCACGGAAACUAAGGAGAGAAAAGAGGGACCGGCAAAGACCGAGGGGAAUAGAAAAGACGGAGACAACGGUGAUGACGGAGCAUCCGUUCACACAGCCACGACCGAAGGCACAGCAGAAGACGAAGGCUACGUCGACCAAGUCGCCGAAGGCGUGGGCAAGUCCGCCCAAGCAAUCGCCACCGCGCCAAUCGACCUCUCCGUGGCCCUCGCACAGGGCUUCCACAACGCACCACGCCUCUACGGCGACGACACCGUGCGGCGGCCCACCCGCGUGACGGGGAUCCGGUCCGGCCUGCGGGCGGCGCGCUCCGAGUUCCUGUUCGGCGUCUACGACGCCUGGACGGGCGUCGUGCGGCUCCCGUACCGCGGGGCGCGGCACGGCGGCGGCGUGGAGGGGUUCGCCAAGGGCGUGGGGAUGGGCGUCACGGGCUUCGGGCUCAAGAACAUCGCCGCGGUCGUCGGGCCGUUCGGGUACACGCUCAAGGGCAUCAAGAAGCAGGUCGAGCGGCGGCGGCAGCCCACCAAGCACAUCCGGCGCGCGCGGAUCCUGCAGGGGCAGCAGGAGGCGGCGGCGCUGCUCGGGGGCGACGGCCAGGGCAAGGAGCGCGAGGCCCGCGAGAGGGAGGUCGUCGCCGGGUGGAAGGUGUUCCAGGCGCUGUGGGCCACGGUCGAGGGGAAGGAGAAGGCCAAGGGCGGGCUCAAGGCGCAGUUCAGCGAGACGCGGACCAGGGGCCAGGGGGUGCCCGAGGCGCUGGAGAGCGUGGCCAUGGCGGAGCGGACGCUCGAGGAGGUCCGGCGGGGCGGGAAGGUGGCCACCGGGAUGAAGGAGUUCCGGCGGUCCGAGGACCUCGCGCGGAGGUCUGGGGAUAUCUCGGGCCGGCAGUCGGUCGAUCGGAGGGGGUCGCCGCAUGGUGGUGGUGGUGGUGGUGGUAAUGAUGGUAGGAGGAAGUCCUCGGAGGAGCACCAGGGCGGAGCAUCGCUGGACCCUGCUUCUGCUGCUGGGCCGAGGAGGUCGGCUGAUACUAAUACGAGUGCGGAGAGGCAGAGGAAGGGGGCGGGCUCUUCUGAGCGUAUUGAGGAGGGUGAUGAGGAGCCUUCUAAUAAUAAGGCUGUGGAGAAUGGGAAGGUCACUGCGUCUUGAUUCGAACGGCGGGCAUUGACGGCAUGGCAUGGCGUGGCGUGGCAUGGCAUGGCAUGGAGUUUUAGCGACGUUGUGUCUUCCUAGGGACUGGAGUAUAUGAUACCCUUUUAAAACUUUUCUUUGUGUGUUUUGUGGACACGGUCUGUGAACAGCUGAUGUAUCUCUAAUAGAUGUGUAAAGGAAUCAGAGGUAGUGGGUAUGAGAAACAUCGCACGUGUGGAUGGAGCUUUACUUGCCGUCAGCCAGUAGAGCAACCAGCCCGGAGCAUUUGAUAGCAAUCCAUCACCAGUGACCAGUGCACACACGCCGUGAUGGAACAGGUUGGAACCAAGGAGGCCCAGACUCGGGCUGCAGUCCCCGAUUAUCAUAAUAGUCAUACAGCCAUUCGUCCUGAGGAUAAACGUAUCCAUGUCACCGUCGAACUCCUGUUGUUUGUUUACAUAUGCAAGCACAAAUGUGGUGGCCAAAGCCACACCCCGUGACAAUGCCCUUCCGUAGGUUUUUAAUGCUCUCGGUUUCUUCUUUUCUGCUUGCAGAGUCGUGCCGGGUUCAGGACAAAUACUCACGAUGCGAAUAAG
Molecule: messenger RNA, 4599 nt
Organism: Diaporthe batatas
Lineage: Eukaryota; Fungi; Ascomycota; Sordariomycetes; Diaporthales; Diaporthaceae
Exons: 2
Coding region: 476-4021 (1181 amino acids)
Biological process (GO): carbohydrate metabolic process
Molecular function (GO): hexosyltransferase activity; UDP-glycosyltransferase activity
Source: RefSeq, a predicted model, not a curated record